Messenger RNA from Aedes albopictus (Asian tiger mosquito), 644 nucleotides. RefSeq names its product sodium channel protein Nach-like. The coding region runs from base 108 to 644 and encodes 178 amino acids. The transcript has 2 exons. Gene Ontology annotation, molecular function: ligand-gated sodium channel activity. Gene Ontology annotation, biological process: sodium ion transmembrane transport. The record is from RefSeq and is a predicted model, not a curated record. Gene Ontology annotation, cellular component: plasma membrane. Lineage: Eukaryota; Metazoa; Arthropoda; Insecta; Diptera; Culicidae.
GUAGCGAACGCCCACUUUUCUUUUUCCGGCAUUACAAUCAAUUCAACUGUGCAGUCGAAUGUAUAGCUAAUUACACACUGGCCAAGUGUGGAUGCGUUAAGUUUUCCAUGCCUCGAUUGAAUGAUACAAAAAUUUGCGAUGCCAGCAAAAUUGACUGCUAUCGUUAUUCGUUCGUAGAGCUAUAUGAACUAGCGGUAAGGGCUGGAAUAACCGGUAAAAAGAUUAAAACAUGCCUUUGCCUACCGUCAUGCACCUCUGUCGACUAUCAAGUGGGAUUGAGUCAAGUUCCCAUCAACGAUUUUCCUUUGAAGCUGGAUUUCAUGCGUGAAAAUGUAGAUCGCGGAAUGAUGUUUAUUAUGUUAAAAGAGCGCCACUACUUCCAGCUGUGGCGGAGGGAAUUCGUUGGGCCUUACCAAGCCAUAGCUCAACUCGGAGGAUUGUUUACACUUUUGAUGGGAUCUAGUAUGUUGAGUUUCGCUGAAGUUGUGUAUUACUGUUGUGUCCGGCGGUUAAGGAGGGAACGACCAAGGCACACGAUGCAACCCAGAGUGAAUCGUGAACGAAGUCGGGGUCACCGGAUCCGUCUACGGGUUGAUCCAUGGGCAAAGCGAGAUCACCUACGUUGGGGCAGACUAGGUACUUAA